Siniperca chuatsi (mandarin fish) is the source of this 975-nucleotide messenger RNA. The record is from the annotation of a RefSeq genome assembly. Lineage: Eukaryota; Metazoa; Chordata; Actinopteri; Centrarchiformes; Sinipercidae.
AUGAUCUCAACACUCAUCACCCACAUCAUUAACCCACUAGCUUUCAUUGUUCCAGUUCUUCUAGCCGUUGCUUUUCUAACCCUACUUGAACGUAAAGUGCUUGGCUACAUACAACUGCGAAAAGGUCCAAACAUUGUAGGACCCUACGGCCUCCUACAACCCAUCGCCGACGGAGUGAAACUAUUUAUUAAAGAACCCGUGCGCCCCUCAACCUCUUCCCCCAUUCUCUUCCUUCUAACCCCGAUGCUAGCCCUUACACUUGCCCUCACCCUGUGAGCCCCAAUACCCCUUCCCUACCCAGUAAUUGACCUAAACUUAGGUAUCUUAUUUAUCUUAGCCCUCUCCAGCCUUGCAGUCUAUUCAAUUCUAGGCUCAGGCUGAGCAUCAAAUUCAAAAUACGCCCUAAUCGGUGCCCUUCGAGCCGUAGCGCAAACCAUCUCAUACGAAGUUAGCCUCGGACUCAUCCUCUUAAACGCCAUUAUCUUCACCGGCGGCUUCACCCUGCAAACCUUCAACAUUGCCCAAGAAAGCGUUUGAUUGAUCUUACCAGCCUGGCCUUUAGCCGCUAUAUGAUACAUUUCAACCCUAGCAGAAACCAAUCGAGCACCGUUCGACCUAACUGAAGGUGAAUCAGAACUAGUAUCAGGCUUCAACGUAGAAUAUGCAGGAGGCCCCUUUGCCCUAUUCUUCCUAGCAGAAUAUGCCAACAUCUUACUUAUGAAUACACUUUCCGCCACCCUUUUCUUAGGCGCAGCACACAUCCCAACAAUCCCAGAACUCACUGCAGUCAACCUAAUAACUAAAGCCGCCCUCCUUUCAAUCGUAUUCCUUUGAGUUCGGGCCUCAUACCCCCGAUUCCGGUACGACCAGCUUAUGCACCUGAUCUGAAAAAACUUCCUACCUCUCACACUAUCCCUAGUUAUUUGACACCUUUCACUUCCCAUUGCAUUCGCAGGACUACCCCCUCAACUAUAA